This is a messenger RNA of Rhineura floridana, 2253 nucleotides long. Its product is annotated as disintegrin and metalloproteinase domain-containing protein 9-like. NCBI's taxonomy places the organism in Eukaryota, Metazoa, Chordata, Lepidosauria, Squamata, Rhineuridae. Gene Ontology annotation, biological process: proteolysis. Gene Ontology annotation, molecular function: metalloendopeptidase activity. The transcript is spliced from 15 exons. The record is from RefSeq and is a predicted model, not a curated record. The coding region runs from base 1 to 1722 and encodes 573 amino acids.
AUGAAUGCUACUGAUCCCCAAUUUAAAUUAGCUGCCUACUCCAACUUGGCCCUUGCCCUGGACCCCUUCCUAAAAUUUAACUCUCGCCAUUCAAAGCCUCGCGGCUCCUUCCGCCCUACCCGUUGGUUUGACAAUGAGUGCGUCGCUGCCAAGAAAAAUUUGAGGAGGAUCUAUCUCACCUAUAGAAGCAAUAAUUCCAACUAUUUGCCGACGGAAUAUUACAUUGCCAAGCGCUUUUACAAAUUCCGUUUGGUUGACUGCUAUUAUAGUGGAUAUGUGGAAGGUGCCCCAGACUCUGAUGCCAUCCUCUCCACCUGCAGCGGGCUUUGGAUUGUGGGUGAGAAUAAUUCCUUUGGAAAGUCACGGGGAGAACGUUUUUGCCUUCAGAAUCAUGUCUCUGUUUCUUCUGUCAAGAUUUCAUCAUCUUUAACAAAUGAUGGUGUAUCUGCUGCACAUCAGCUGGGCCACACAGUCUUUGGCUUUGUCCAUGAUGACAUUCUGGGACACAGGGGCAGAAUGUGUGACUGCAACUGCACCUCAGACCCUGGCCACUGCAUCAUGUAUUCAACGGCCGUAGGAUGUCACAGAUUAAGUAACUGCAGCAAAAAUGCGUAUUAUGAAUUCGUAUCAAACCGAGGAAAAGUGUGUUUGCUGAACUUGCCUAAGGAUACAUUUGAGGUCCUACAUGAGGAUGCAUUUGAGAUGAAGAUAUGUGGAAAUGGUGUGGUGGAAGGCGAUGAAGAGUGUGACUGUGGCAGGGCUGAGGAAUGCCAAAAAAAUGACUGUUGCCAAAAAGAUUGUAAGCGGAAACCAAACACUGAGUGUGAUUAUGGACUCUGCUGUGACAAAUGUAAGAUUAUACAUGAAGGGAAAGUAUGCAGGGAAGCGGCUACUGAAUGUGAUCUCCCCGAAUACUGCAAUGGGGCUUCUGCCAGUUGCCCACCAGAUGUGUACAAACAAAAUGGGAUGCCAUGUGGCACCAGUGACAACUGUUAUUUGGGGAAAUGCCUGAACCUUCACCGACAUUGCACAGACCUUUUUGGCAAAGAUGCAAAACCUGCUCCGUUGAGUUGCUACAAAGAAGUGAACAUGCGAGGGGAUCGGACUGGCAACUGUGGCAAGGAUAAAUAUGGGUACAAGAAAUGCAAAGACGAAGACGUCUUAUGCGGAAGGAUCCAAUGCACUGAUAUUAAAGCAAUUCCAAGAUUUUCAACUGGGCAAGCUAUACUACAGACUCCUAUGGAUAAUGUAUUGUGUUGGGGUACAGAAUUUCACAAAGGGGAUGAGGCAAAUGAUGCUGGAGCAAUAGAAGAUGGAUCAGCGUGUGGUGCUAACAAGAUAUGCAUCCACAGAGCAUGUGUUGACCUGAAAGUUCUCAGUUAUGAUUGUAAUUUCACAAAAUGUAACCACCAGGGGGUGUGCAACAAUAACAAGAAUUGCCACUGCACUUAUGGAUGGGCCCCUCCCCACUGCACUGAAAGGGGAUUUGGAGGAAGUAUUGACAGCGGUCCCGCUCCUGAACACGUGAAAUCUAAAAAGACUUUAAUGCUGAGCUCUGUGCUUGGGAUGGCUUUGCUCGUGCUGGCUGCUGGUAUAACAUUUAGGAACUAUAUACUGAAUUGGUGCGGAAGACUAAUCAGAGACGGAACAUCUCCAAAACCUAUUGAUUCUGUUUCAGAAAGUACUGAGCAUCUCAGUGAUGAAGAGGACCAGAGCGACUGAAGCACCAUUCCUUGGUCAUCUCAUGGAGGACACCUGCUCAGGGAGCAAUGGAGACCUAACAAUCAACAGAUGGCAUGUUGUUCUACUGAGUCGGUUAACGUCUACAGCAGAAGACAUUUCUCUAUAUCUGAAGAUCACUGAAGAACAUGUUGUGGAGGAGAAAGCGCCACUCGCUCUACCUGCUGCUUUUGUGCUGCGCAUCUUGCAUUCUCUUCUGCUAUUGAAUCUCUGCCUAAUCUCAUCAUCAGUCUUUGGACAAAGUGUUCUGCCUUUGAAUAUUGCAUAUAUUUGUCAUUGGUCUAUCUCAGGGAGGAGUUGCCACCUCAGCUCUGAAAUAUAUCAUACAUCAACCUCACUUGAGUUGUUUUACAACUAAUUUCCUCCCCCGUCAGAGAUUUCAGCUGCAGCACACUCCCUCCCUCCCCCUGCAGGAGCAGGCCUUGGAGGCUGCUUGCCACAUGAAGGCUGGAACAGCCUGGAGGUCAUUUAGCAAUAGUCCUGUCUGGAGCUGAAGGCAGGAUCUUCCACGCU